UGAUGAUUAUUUAUUUAUGUUUAUUCUUCUCUUUAUGCCAUCCGAUAGCUGCAGUUCAACCGGAAGAAAGCUUCCGAAGAACUCAAGUGGUGGUGUUAGGCGCUGGCGCCAGUGGGAUAGCUGCUGCAUUGACGUUGCAUGAUAUGAAUAUCACUGAUUUUAUACUUGUGGACGCUCAGUCUUUCUUAGGAGGUCGUGUACAACAUCAUCCCUUUGGUCAAACCAAUGUUGAACUGGGUGCUAAUUGGAUUUAUGGAAAGGGUCGUAAUCCUAUUUAUCAACUUGCUCAACAACAUGGUUUGAAAUCAAUUCCUAAUGAUAAGAAAAAUGUUGUGUAUUUUUCUGAAGGACGUAUACCUCAAGACCAAGGCCAGCGUAUUUCUGAUUGGUUCGACUCUACCAUGGAACGAAUGGUGCAGUUUGCUGAUGAAAGGAUGAAACGAAACCAAGUGGAUCUUUCAAGUCGCACGGCAUUACAUCUUUCUGGCUGGAUACCUGAUACUCCUUUGAAGGCUGCAGUGGAAUAUUUCGCUGUCAAUUGGGAAAUGGCAGAACCUGCUGAACUAUCUUCUUUGGAUUAUGCUACUGGUACUGUUGAUACUGUCUCUGGUUCGUUUCCUCUUGGAAAUGAUUUUGUGAUAGAUCCACGUGGAUUCAAUUAUAUCUUGGAACAAGAGGCGAAGACGGUUUUGAAUGAUAAUGAUUCUCGAUUGCUUUUGAAUACGCGUGUGACGGAUGUGAUCUAUGGUGAGGAGAAUGACAAUAAAGUGACUAUAUUGACGGCCAAUGGAACAAAAAUCAUUGCCGAUCAUGCUCUUUGUACCUUUUCAUUAGGUGUAUUACAACAUAAUGAUGUCCAAUUCAAACCAGACUUCCCUGAAUGGAAAAGAGAAGCCUUGUAUAGUUUUCAUAUGACUACAUAUACCAAGAUAUUUGUCAAAUUUGAUACCAAGUUUUGGGGAGAUUGGCAGUUUGCUCUUUAUGCCAGUAACAAAACACAACAUGGAGGUGAUUAUACAGUAUGGCAAAAUCUUGUAUCGGAUAGCAAACAUGAUAACAUCUUAAUGGUAACAACGACAUUCAAGGAAUCAGAACUGAUAGAAGGCAAGACGGACAAACAAGUGAGUCAGGAUAUUCAAAAGAUAUUACAACGCAUGUUCCCAGAGGUCCAUGUGCCGUUCCCUACAGAUAUAUUGAUUCCUCGAUGGCAUCAACAUCCUCUCUUUCGUGGUUCUUAUUCCAAUUGGCCCAUUGGCAUGUCGGUUCAACAUCAUGACAAUAUGCGAGCCCCUCUUCCUUUGACAACGCCUCAUUUAUGGUUUGCAGGUGAAGCCAUGUCUCGAAAAUACUAUGGAUAUCUACAUGGCGCUUGGAUGGAUGGACAACAGGCAGCUACGGCAAUAGGACAAUGUAUUCUACUCAAGAAUUGUUCACAUUAUCAUCAUCACCCUUUGGUCACUGGUUGCGCUAAGGAAUCCCAUCUGAAUAGACUACAAAGGACAAGUCGAUCAACGGAUAAUUCAGCAAGGUAUCAACAAUAUUCUUUUCUUCCCGUGCAACAUCAACAACAUCCAUUCCUUCAGGAUCAAUAACAACCCAAAAUAGAAAGGAAUAAGAAAAAAAUGGAUUAUAUAGGCCGGUUAGAUUAGAACGUUUAUUAUAUAUUUAUAUCUUUUUUUUUUUCUUUGGACUCUUUAAUAAUAAUAAUAAAAAAACACCAAUAUUCCAC
Halteromyces radiatus is the source of this 1729-nucleotide messenger RNA. RefSeq lists its product as uncharacterized. Lineage: Eukaryota; Fungi; Mucoromycota; Mucoromycetes; Mucorales; Cunninghamellaceae. The annotation marks the transcript as partial. Gene Ontology annotation, molecular function: oxidoreductase activity. The transcript has 6 exons. The record is from RefSeq and is a predicted model, not a curated record.